AUGGACAAUAAAUCUGGAGAAAAAAAGAUCAAAGACGAGAAACUCUACAAUCCGUGUGAGAUAGUGGUGGACCACGAGGAAAUCGUUGGGAACGAAGAGCUGGUAUACGUUCCGCCUGUCUACGAGCCAUGGGAGCUGGUGGAUCACGAAGAAAUUGUUGUUGCAUGGGACAACGAAGGAGACGACGAAGAGAACGAGGAAGCCUCCGACACGGAUAUUGAUUCGGAUGGAAAUGACAACAACGCCGAUUACGGCUCUGACGACACUGAGACCGAUUUUAUCGAAGAGGAGAUGGACGAGGAUGUUGGCAAUCUGGAGACACUGGAGUAUUAG
Molecule: messenger RNA, 333 nt
Organism: Caenorhabditis sp. 36 PRJEB53466
Lineage: Eukaryota; Metazoa; Nematoda; Chromadorea; Rhabditida; Rhabditidae
Source: the annotation of a GenBank genome assembly